Molecule: messenger RNA, 231 nt
Organism: Iphiclides podalirius (scarce swallowtail)
Lineage: Eukaryota; Metazoa; Arthropoda; Insecta; Lepidoptera; Papilionidae
Source: the annotation of a GenBank genome assembly
AUGGCCACACGAGAGCUGAGCAAGCAAGGCGAGCGGUCCGCAGCGGCGAAGUACUGGCCUCGUAAAAGCAUCGUAAAGGGCGCGCGUUCGGAGUGCGUGGCGAUGGCCGCUUUGAUUUGUGCGCAGCAGCUGUUCCGGAGCGUUAAUAACUUAAUUCGUCAGAGUAGGCGGCGCGGAAGAGGGUCUACGAGCGGCGCUGCGUGCGCGUACGACGACGCUAUGUCGCUAAGC